Chionomys nivalis (European snow vole) is the source of this 816-nucleotide messenger RNA. RefSeq names its product POP7 homolog, ribonuclease P/MRP subunit (gene Pop7). Gene Ontology annotation, biological process: tRNA 5'-leader removal. Gene Ontology annotation, molecular function: nucleic acid binding. Gene Ontology annotation, cellular component: ribonuclease MRP complex; nucleolar ribonuclease P complex; nucleus. Bases 211 to 633 code for a protein of 140 amino acids. The record is from RefSeq and is a predicted model, not a curated record. The transcript has 2 exons. NCBI's taxonomy places the organism in Eukaryota, Metazoa, Chordata, Mammalia, Rodentia, Cricetidae.
GAAGGCUACAGGCCGACCGGUUCCGGCUUGGGGACGGGGAUGCGCGUGCGCAGUGCGUCUCCCUCGUCGGCGCGCUUCUCUGGCGUUCCUGUUCCGAUCGCUUCUUCAUUGUUUUUUUUCUGAGUGUCGCGGGCGGCGGCGCCCAGUCGGGUCGGUCGGCGAGCCGCACGCGAGCGAAACGGCACCGUGGAACGGAGAAGGGCCGAAAGCAUGGCGGAAAACAGAGAACCCCGUGGUGCCAUCGAGGCCGAGCUGGAUCCCGUGGAGUACACCCUUCGGAAACGACUUCCUCACCGCCUGCCCCGGAGGCCCAAUGACAUUUAUGUCAACAUGAAGACUGACUUUAAGGCCCAGCUAGCCCGCUGCCAAAAGCUGCUGGACGGAGGCAGUAGAGGGCAGAACGCAUGCGCUGAGAUUUACAUCCACGGCUUGGGCCUGGCCAUUAACCGCGCCAUCAACAUCGCCCUGCAGCUGCAGGCAGGCAGCUUUGGGUCCCUCCAGGUGGCUGCCAAUACCUCCACCGUGGAGCUGGUGGAUGAACUGGAACCAGAGACUGACUCCCGAGAGCCCCUAACCAGGAUCCGGAACAACUCAGCCAUCCACAUCCGGGUCUUCAGGGUCACACCCAAGUAAUCGAAGCCGACUCUUACCCAUCAAUUCCUUUGCACACACACAUCCGUGUGGCUGAGGUUGCUGCUGGUUCGUAUGGCUCUUGUUCUGGGCAUGGACCUGUUGUCAGAGCCUCUUAAGAAAACAAAUGUUCCCUCAGCAUAGAGGACUGAAAAUGGAGAGCCCAAGAAGUGAAUCCUCCUUGUC